Molecule: messenger RNA, 2309 nt
Organism: Liolophura sinensis
Lineage: Eukaryota; Metazoa; Mollusca; Polyplacophora; Chitonida; Chitonidae
Product: neurofascin-like
Exons: 8
Coding region: 225-1313 (362 amino acids)
Source: RefSeq, a predicted model, not a curated record
CGCACCCGUCCCGAGGAACCCAGCUGUGGUAUGGUUUACAGACAAGGAGAGCUCUGUCGCUUUACUCGGGAAAACACUCACCCUGCAAUGUAUACCUGAUGGCUACCCAUUACCAAAGAUAGAAAUGGACAAGAACUGUUGGGUCACUGCCUGUGGGGCGUCACAUUAUCAAUGACGACAAGUACACAUUGGAGAUCUCAAACGUGACGGAGGCGGAUGAAGGAAUGUACAUCUGUACAGCUGUACAUGGAAGCCAGAAGUCCGCUCAGAACAUCUUUGUGAAUGUGAAAUCGCAGCCUAUUUGGGUGGAGAAGCUGAAAUCUGUGAUCGUGACGACCGGGAAGUCUGCCGAGUUCAAGUGUGUGGCGAGGUCGGCUGUAGGAGAGGUAGACAAUGUACUAGUAGAAUGGUUCCGGAAUGGCAAACCUAUAAACACUGGACAUACGGACAAAAUAACUGUGUCUGGAACAACGCUUAGUGUCACCAACGUCCGUAAACCUGAAGAUCUCAUGAAUAUUCAGUGUAACGUUUCUAACAGCAUGGGCUAUCAGUUGGCGGAUGCUUUCCUGAACGUCAUAGAUGAAACCACCCUUGUUGAGAGGCCCGAGCGAAGAUAUCUUGUUGACCCUGGCAGUCUGCUGGAGUUGCCUAUAAGAGCGGAGGCCGACCCUCUCUAUAACAGGCGUCUCACCUACAGGUGGUACAAGGAUGGUCAGGCGGUCAGUAAAAACACCGCUGAUGCUGUUCACGUGGAUGUGUCGAACACCCUGAUCGUCAACGCGACGGGGUUUGAUCGAGAUCAGGCCUUCCUGGAUAUCCUGGGCAAUUACAGCUGUCUGGUGUCGAUUGGGCUGGAGAAAGGCGAGGGUGACGUGGUCAUCUAUAUGCAGAUUGCCUCCGAACCAUUAAUUAAGCCUGACACAAAACGGCCCAUGGAGCUGUGGUGGAUCGGUAUCAUCUUUGUUGUUAUCGUGCUUAUCCUCCUCAUUAUCUUCAUCUGCUGCUUGCUCUACCGGAACCGUGGCGAAACCUACCCGGUGGAUACGAAGGAACGCCAGAUGGGUCAUGAUCCCGAGAAAGAGCUAGCCAACAGUGGCUUCCAGGACCUAUCCAGGGCUGAUGCCCCUGACGAGAAGAGGCUUUACGGAAACCCGGAACAUAUGUCUCUUGCUGAAGAUUCACCACUAGGUGGCGACACUGACAGCCUGGAUGACUACGGGGAACCCGACUCAGUCACGUUCAACGACGACGGUUCUUUCUUCGUCAAAUAUGGCGGGCAAAAAGGGCGCGAUAUGAACCAAUCGACAGCGUAACUCCUGUCCUUGAAAUUACUCAGUACGUCUCUGGAAGAAUGGGGAGCGUCUUGUUCCCAGUUUUUUUUUUUUAGUUUUAUUUCCCUUUUUCGUUUGCAUUUGAAGUAAUAUAUAGCUGGACUAUCCAGCCAUUAUCGUAAAUUGAGAGAAAACCGCAUAUGCCCGCACACACUGAUGUGAUACUGAACAUUUGUUCAGCCAUUUGUUUCUCUCGUGACACUUCCACACAAAACUGUUAACUAUCCUUGCUUUAUGUCAUUUUUUUUUUGCCGUCAUUUUACUUGAAAACUCCGUAAAUGACAGGAUACUUGUGGGUGACAGUAUCCUGCGAAAAACGACAGGCAGUGGUUUUCUGCUAGGAGGUGUGUAAUUUUCUGUUUAAGCAUUUACAUUAAAAGUUAGAAUAAUAUCUAACUGAGGUAAACUGACAAUUAAGAGGCUGUAUUAUACCCGUUACGUGUGACCAGUUGCCAAUUAUCACACUGUUGUCGCUGUUCAGGGUUUACUCUCUGUGCUGGAAGUCUUUUAUUAUAUUUAAGUAAGAAGAAUGAGAUAGCGGCAGAUGUCCGAAGUGGGGCGUUUUGCGUCAUUUCAGUGACGCUGGACUUUCCACGUCAAGAGCGUCAACAGCGCGAUGACGUCACAGUGGGUAAACCAAAUACAUGUACAUCGAAGAUGAAACCGCAGUACUCAACAUGUCUUGUGUCGCGCAACGAAAGACAUGUGACGUGCAAGUCCUAGGUCACACUAGCGCCACCUUUUGUGAAAAGAAAAUCUGCCGGUUCCCUCACCAAAAUCUGGUGGUUUACUUCCGGCUAUCGUAUAAGAACAGUUCUUGUCUAAGGAAUUAAACAUUAAUUAAAUAAAUCAAUAUACAUACACGAAUAUUGGUGGACUUACCAUCUAUGCUCUUAUAUGUUUAAAAUGGGUCAUCUUCAUUCGACAACCCUAAAACGCGUUUUAACAAUAAAGUUAUAAAAACGUUGUAGUUUUCAA